This is a messenger RNA of Hemicordylus capensis (graceful crag lizard), 2293 nucleotides long. RefSeq names its product C-factor-like. The transcript has 6 exons. Lineage: Eukaryota; Metazoa; Chordata; Lepidosauria; Squamata; Cordylidae. The coding region runs from base 46 to 822 and encodes 258 amino acids. The record is from RefSeq and is a predicted model, not a curated record.
GGGUUGGCACAGGGAUUUGUUACUCGGGUACUGACAAGAGUCAACAUGGCAGCGCUAAACCCACGAAGUGUCCUGGUGACCGGCUCCAACCGCGGCAUCGGCUUUGGGUUUGUCAGGCAUCUGGCUGGGAAAAGCAACCGACCAGAAUGGAUCUUUGCUACCUGCCGGGAUCCAGAGGGACCACGUGCCCAGGACUUGAAGGAUUUAGCUGCUAAGCAUCCAGAAAUCGUGAUCGUCCCACUGGACAUUAGUGAUCCUUCCAGCAUCAAGACUGCUGAAGCCAUAGUCACUGAGCAGCUGAAAGGAGUCGGGCUGAAUCUGCUCUUUAAUAAUGCUGGGAUGUCAAAGCCAAACACCCUGGAAUCAGUGACACCGGAGGAAAUGGCUGAAGUGUACCAAACCAAUGUGACGGGGCCCAUGAUGGUGAGCCAGGCGUUCCUGCCCUUGCUGAGGAAGGCAUCUCAGGAAAGCCCCCAGAAAGGGAUGAGCUGCAGCAAAGCCGCCAUUGUCAACAUCUCCAGUCAUGUUGGCUCCAUCACAGAUAUCAUUGGGUGGCAUUUCGUACCAGCCGUCGCUUACCGUUGCAGCAAGGCUGCUCUGAACAUGCUCACCCGCUGCCAGUCCCUGGGAUUUGCAGAAGAUGAGAUCCUGUGUGUUGCUGUGCACCCUGGUUGGGUGCAGACAGACAUGGGGAAUCGGCUGGGGCAGGCCGCAAUGACGGUGGACAGUAGUGUGCAAGACAUCUUGAGCACUCUUUCCCAUCUCUCCGAGAAAGACAAUGGCAGUUUUGUGAACUGGGAAGGGAAAACUCUUGCCUUUUGAGGCAUCCGAAUGCCUACUCACUCUGCACUGCAGGAGGAACCCCUCACCAUUGGGCGAUGUGGAUGCCUGCCUAGCCAUGCCGGUCUCUAUAAUAAACACAGCAAGUUGUGUUAAAAUGUCAUCACUUUCUUUUCCUUCCAACUACCGUAUGUGAUUCUGCCUCUGACAGAAUCCCAUCCUUUUCUGCACUGUGUGUCGCUCUGCAAUUCUCUCUUUCAAGCUUCAGGGUAUAGAUUAGACCCCACUUGCCCACAGACACUGAGCGCUGAGCUCCUCUCAUGCCCUACUGGAGUUUUAAAAGUAUGGAGGACAGAAGUGGAGUUCUGAAGUGUCUUCUGGGAGACUGCAGCCAAGUGGCCGUGGAGACUGCCUACAACAACCAGCUGGGAAACCAGCAGAGACUCCUUGAGGCAUGAAGACGGUCUAAACAUCUGCCCUCCACAAUGGGGGUGAGAAAGAUGGGGGCAAUCAGAGAACAGCCUGUGUCAGUAAAUGAGCCGCACCUGGAGCAUUUUCAGACAGCAGGCUUUACCAUGGGUUGACUGCAAGACUUUUCUGCGAGUUCAAAGUUGACUGAAAAAACCGAUUCAAAAAGUGGGGUUUUUUUUUUUUAACCCUGGAUAUAAAUCGGGCUACACUCUAACACACAAUAAAAACCCAACUCAUGUGUGAAGUGCUCCCCAAUUGCUCGUGGGGGACUUCAGGGUAAAUCUGGCCAAUAUGUGAAUGCACACCUUCCAUUCCGGAGGAGAUAUGAACUAAAAGCAUGGUGUAAAAAAGCUCCUGGGUGCCAAUGGGUGGAUGAGCCAGUUGAUGGGGCCUCCUCCCAGUGCAGAAGCCUUGUCCCCUAUAAGAGGGGAAGGUCAGGGGACAAGAGAGGGAAGAUCCAAGGGCAGAGAGAGGAUUGUUUCUUUGUCAUCAUCCAAGCUCAGUUGCUACGAGGACAUCAGGGGUUUAGAUUGCAUGCACAGCAACGAUGGAACAGCCAUGGGAAUUGUAGUGAUGGGAAGGAUUUGAGGGAUGACUGGGCCUCACUUAGAGCAACCACUGUAAGGGUGGACCUUUCCCUAUAAGGGGGAAAGCCCAGGAGAAUCAAAACAGAAAGACCGAUCCAGAGGACUGGGUGGGAUCUACACUCACAGUCAGCUACAGAAGAGAAAUCCUUUUCUUGAGUUUGUUCUGUCCCUGGAGUGCUAUGAGGAAGCAGCUGGCUGAGAAGCUGCUGGGGAAAUGGGAACCUGGAGACAGCAGGAAGCUCCCUGCCUGUGAGUAAAAAGUUUUGUUAGGGACCAGUUCAGUUAAAUGUGUGAGGGAAAUUAUUUUCCUUUAUUGUAUUGCUUGAAUUGGAGUUGCCUGGUUAAUGAAAACUUCUCUCUAUUACAAUAUACUUUAUGAAGAGACUAUUGUUCUUAUUGCAUAGUCUUGUUUUUCUUUUUAUUUAAUUAUAAACUCUUGUUGGUGAAAUAUGCUA